Giardia duodenalis is the source of this 6174-nucleotide messenger RNA. Its product is annotated as CPSF A subunit-containing protein. Gene Ontology annotation, cellular component: nucleus. Lineage: Eukaryota; Fornicata; Diplomonadida; Hexamitidae. Gene Ontology annotation, molecular function: nucleic acid binding; protein binding. The coding region runs from base 1 to 6174 and encodes 2057 amino acids. The transcript has a single exon. The record is from RefSeq and is a predicted model, not a curated record.
AUGUCCAAUACUAGUGCUGUUCUUUCUCAAAUGUCCCCUCCUACUGGAGUAUCUACGGCAGCACAAUUUUCCCUUGAGGGUCAGGAGUAUCUGGCGGUGGUGCGUGUAUCUGUGCUGCACAUUUAUAAGGUAAAAGAUGAUAGAAUACAGUUCAUUAUCUCACAAAGCUUCGCAGAACGAAUUUUGCAAGUGUUUCCCCGUAUCUUCAUUGACGAGCUUUCAGGAAUGGAGAAACUCCAGCUUUUACUCUGCUUUGAUUCCCACAAAGCUGUCCUGUACGCCCUAACUGGCCUUCGUCUGUCUCAGCUUAUGAUCUACGACUUUACUGUUACUGCAGAAGAAGCAUUAGCCCAUGAGCAGGCGUCUUAUGCGCUGUAUGAUAACUCUAUUCUAGUCUGUAUCUGUGGCACAAUUCGUACUUAUAUUGGACUUGCCCAGCUUGAUACAGGCUCCAUCAUCCUAAUACCUUUCGUUGGUGAGAAGAUUAUUGAUGUGCAGUGCCUUUCUCGCUCUUCUACUAACGGCCCUCAGCUGGGUAUUCUAACUAGCUUUCCUGUCCCUGCACAAAGGUGGGCGCGUAACGCUCGUGGAGCGCAUCUUCACGUCUAUACCAUAGAGUAUAACGGUGCCGGAUUGUCUUCUGAAAAGUCAUCUCAGAGAGAUGCGUUUACGCUGGCCCUGCAGCAUAAGGUCUCCAACCUUCCCUCAGAUAGCUAUAGCCUUACGGCUCUUGAGGAUCCGCUUAAUCUAUUUUUAGUCCAUUCCACACGAGUUUUCGUAUUAGUUAAUCCAACUGAAAGGACUUUUCAACCGCUACACUUUCGUUUCUCCUUCCUUCCAGAGGAACAGACGUGCAGUAGUGCAUAUAUAAAAAGCGCCAUAUCACAGUGUGCAUCAUUGUCAGGGUCUCAUCUUUCUCCGUUUGCUGAGAAGUUUACUGCUUCUUCAGAUUUGAAGCUUGUGAGCAACAAGCUAUUAUCUCUACAUAACGGCAUACUUACAACAGAGAAAACACAAUUUAAUUCUGUUCACCGGGCUACUCUACCCAUUGCACCCACACUCAUGCCUGCUCACCCUAUCAAAGGAGGUCUGGAGUACCCUUAUUACGGAUUCAGCAUAGACCGACCAGAUGAGCCUGUUUGUUUAUCACAAAUUAGCAACGUUUUGGGUGGGUUUCCUGCGUUAGAUCUACACUUAUAUAUGGAAGCAUGCGGUUCUACGCAUAUCGAUAAUCUACUCCGAUUUGAAAAUCGAACUAGAAGUAGCAUUACUCCAGGAGAGUACAUCAACAUGUCAGCGUUCGGCAAGUAUCCGUCGAAUUUGGAGUACCUUGGCCCUCGGUCAGAUGUGUUUAAUUACCUACAGAUUCCCCCGUUAAAUGGUACGCGUGUGUGUUAUUUGAAAAGCUCUACUACCAUGUUGAAAGGUUGGCACAACAUCUUAGUGAUGGAUAGCAGGGGUUUAUCAUUUAUUAUGCGAUUUCAUAGCGAUAACGGGGCGAUUACUAAGCAGAGCUUGGAGUUGUAUCCUGUUUGUCUUUGUGAUCGCAACGCAGCGAUAACGACAGGUUCUCCUGCGAUGCUGUUUCCGCCUUCCGUGAUCUUGGCUCUUUCAGCAGCCUCUACAAAGAAUACUCCACUGGGAUACGAACUGGAACGCAGAUAUCGCGCAGUAGCGGAACUCCCAGCUGACGUUAGGCCUAGAGAAGAUAAGGUACAAUGCGACGUCCAACAUCCAUAUCAUGAUCUUUUUUCUGUACGGGUAUUCGUUGGCUCUCUUGUUGAGGACUCUCUCUUGUGUAUGAUAACGAUGUCAACUGCAACACCAAAGCAAGGAUACUACUAUGAUUACAGGCCGUGCCCUCUACCAGGUGAGACGAACCAUGCAAAUAUAACUAAGCUUGCACAAGCCUUGUAUGCCUCGUCCUCCAUAACUGAGAGCACCGCGCCGCAUUUAUCUUCUCUUUCAUCUCCGUUAGUUACUUCCGAGUCCAGUGCGGAGACAAGAAAAAUCCAGAUCUUUGGUCAGAGCUUCAAUGUAGAAAACUAUCAUAGAAUUAGGAUCUUUGCUAAUGCAAAACUGCUCAAGCCUUUUUCGGGAAGCAUACUCCGUCUUAUCGAGCGUCAAACUACUCAUCUUCCAACAUAUGACACUGUGAUGCACGGGCUUGUCUUUCCAUACGCAAUUCUCCCCUCCAUGUCUUCUGUUAAGGAUGCUUCCGCCAAGCCCGUCGGUUUGGGUGAGCAGAAGGAUGCAAAUGCUCGACCUCGCCUUCAUCUGCUUCACGAGGCCGGUGCUAUUUCCAUGGUUAGCUCUUACGCGACAUCUACGACUUCUUCGCAGUUUAAGUAUGCUCAGAAGAUGAACAGACUAGACGACAGAGCAACAUCUCUCUCAGAUAGCUACGUCUGCGCUUUUUACCAUAUGAAUCCAGAUGCAAACAACCAUCGCUCAUUGAGAUCUAUGUUUUCUGGGGCUACGUCUUUCAAUAUUCUCGUCACAUCGCGGGAUGGAACAAACGUAAUGUCCAUUACCAAAGACACCGAUCUUUUCAGCUCUACGUCGACGAAGAAAGAACUGUCAAUACACCCAGUGAGCACGCCAGCAGUACUUCAUCAACCAACCAUUCUAGCAUUUACCCUCGCAUGCGGCGUUUCUGUUCAAGUGUGCCCUCUAGAAAUGGUGCUCUUUGCAUACGAUGGCCUGGAGAAAGUCUCGGUAUCAAUUGGCGAGCUAGCGUCGUCUUGUAAACCGCAGAUGCUUCAGGAUUGCUCCGAACAUUUGGCGAUCUUACAUGCCGAAAGCGACUAUGUGAGAUUUCUGUUUUUGACUACUUCUACUGCAAUCUUCUGUGUACCCUUGCCUACUUCUAAGGCAGAUCUUGUGGGAUAUCGUACGCCUGUUAGCGAAACUGCGUUGUGCAUUUAUACCAUGACCUCAAUAGAGAACUUUUGCUCAUCGGCCUUCUUGUCUGCAAAGAACUCUGAACCAUUAUUGGCAUACUUGUCUUUGUCAAGAGUAGAGGUACUUGCUGCAGACUAUCUCAGCUCUGAGGAAGCAUCACGUGUUUCGAAGGAUGUGUUUAUGAAGAGAAUUCACACCUUAGUUUCGACGAUUAAUGACGACCAUACAUCAUUAGGUUGCUUAUUUGCUGUGACUUCUAACGCAAGGAUAAUCUUUAUUCUCCUACUAGAACACAAAACAACACAAUCCCUCCUAUAUUUACCUCUCUGGGUUUGGCAGGUAUAUGAGCAGAACCUUCUCGAAAAGGAUCACAAGAGCAAGAUCUCUUUCCGCACUAACACACACAUUCUCUCACUACUGCCGUACAUAUGCACUUAUGGGGUUUUCGAAUGCUGUACGUCAGCGGAAUCAACAAAAGAUAUAACUGGAAACAUACUGAUGGGGCGCCAGGUUAGUCCUCAACCUUGUCAAUCGUCAGACAUGCUUCUCCCAUACAACACAGCGUACAUGACUGCUCUUUUCGAGACACAGCGAGACACUAUAGCCUCUGAAAUGACUCCAGAUAGAUCUCUCGCUAAGCAUACAAACCACUUGAGCACUGAGAUUAACACUAGGCGCAUUUCUAGCAUUUAUGUGUCAUCAACACCCAUCAUUUCUCAAGUCUGUACCCCUGUCCCUUCACAAUUUGAUUCUACAGAGGAGAACAUGAAGAGUACUGAAAUAAGCACAAACAUUACGCUAUUCAUUGCGUACUUUGGUGGGCAUACGUCUGUACAUCGGAUUGGGCCACAAUUAGAUGCCCAGCAUAAAUUGUGUGCUACGCUGGGAGACAGUAUAGCUCUUACCACUCAACCGAUAUCAACCAAAUCCGUGGCGACAAGAUCCAUUGAUUCCUCUUGCAGCUAUGAGUACUCAGACUUGUGGUCAGACGUUGUCUCCCUUUCUUUUCCUACUAAAGAAAAGGUAGUCACAAAGUCCGUGGCCCUUAGAAUUGGUCGUCCGUUUCGGCCGAUCUACCUUGUUGAUGCUGGGCCUCAGCAAGAAAGCCUCUCCUUGCCAUUAAUAUUCAUUGGCACACCACGCCCCACAACGGGUGCGACACCUGUGUCUUGUAUUGCAGUCCCCAAUCUGUUCGGGUCAUAUAGCUUGCACAUCCUGGGUCGUACACAGUCUUAUCUUCUUUUGAACAAACGGUAUUCAAUACCCAUCCAACAUCCAGUGAGGCAGAUGCUUCCUAUUUGCUACAUUCCUGGUUGUUCUUUCCCAGCGUGUCUAAAUCUCAUUGAUUCAAGUCUCCCCAUAUCAAUGAUGACACAGGGAACAUCUCCACAUGUCAUGAGCAACUUUACAAACAUCCCACACGUCUAUCUACACAGAAAUGGAAUAGAGCUAGGCAGCAUAGAAAACAUUUACUUUGGAACGCACUUGCUUUACAAGGAUGUUUGUGAGAAAGAGUACAAGGACACGGCCAAGGGCUGCUGCUUCCUGAAUCGCCGCCUGACGCACUCAAGAAAAAAUAUAAUCUACAAUCUGCUUUACUUAGCAUCUUUUGGAAAUAAUACACAAAUGCCCGUACGCACCAUACUGAAUCUUCCACCAAGCCUGAAGGGAAGUAAGAUGUGUUACAACGUGGAGAGCGAUGCAUUUGCAGUGGUGUCACACAUCGAGCGCUAUGAGGUCCGAAAUCCCCGAUCGAUCGCUAAGGAUGAAGUUGCUGGGAUAAAGGUUUCAGAAGAGAUCAAGGCGCUAAGGGACUACCAUCGCAUAGGUGACAUGACAGAGGAGGAUGCCCUCCUGAGUGCACAAAAGGAUGGAGAUCAGGCGCAGCUCGAAGCCUAUACGCGCUUCAAAGAGGAAGGACUCGUAAGAGCAAAAGAGAUCAUGCUCGCCAGUCCGCCAACUUAUAACUCCUUCAUGAAAGUCAAGUUCGAAGCCCUUCUACUUAUUGUUAACGAUCCAUCAAUGAGCAAGUAUCGUGUAUGCGACUAUUACUUGUAUGAUUUAAAACGAUACGAGACGUCUACAACACUUGUGUCUGACACAAUAGAUUCCCAGUUCCCUCGCCGCUUUGGUAGUGCCUGGAGGCACGAGGGUGGAAUAUCCCGUGAUGACUUCGGCUGCAUAAACAGGCGUAACUACCAUAACUCACAAACUAGUGAGCAAACCAGUUCCAAGCCUCGUGAAAUCCUUAGGUCAGGAACAAAAGAGCUUAUUCUGCUGGGCACUGGAUACCUACUUGGGCCAGAUGAAAAGUGCUAUGGAACAUGCAAGAUAUUAGCGCUUGAAAAGACUGACAAAAACGAUGACAUCAAGGCUAACAAGUGGAAUUUGGGGGCAUGGUCGUCUUUCUUUGCAUUCAGGCUAAUUACACAAGAGGAAUUCCAAAAUGUAAUAACAACUGUGCGCUCAUUCCCUGCAGCGCGAGUUAUUCUUAUCGGAGAAAACAAGCGCAUAUGCGCAUAUCAUUUAGAGGAUAGCUGCCGUCUCACCUGCUGCAGCGUUUUUGAGCGUUGCGGUUACAUAUCAAAUAUCUCACGGUUUAACGAGUUUAUUUCUGUCUCUGAUCUUAUGUUGCGCAACGGUCUGUACGUGUUUAGAAGCCGCGGAAGCAGAAACAAUCCUAUCAGCUACUCAUCCAACGAUCUUCCUAUAUAUGCGAGUGACUUCUUGGUCUCCGGGGUGACCAAGGAGAUGAAUGUUAUUGGAGUUAGUUUGCAUCGGAUAGUCUGUCUCUUAUCAUAUCCGUACACAAAAACCAGCCAGAGGCUUGUUUCUCAGUUAGCAGUGCAAAGCAGCUGUAAGAUACCAUGGACUUGUGUGUCGAUCCUCCAAGCUGCGGGAUGGAUCAACGCCCCUGAGGUAGAGAGUAAUGACAGGCCGACUAAGAGCAGUCAACUGACUAGUAAUGCCAACUGUAUUCUUGCGUGUGCCGAGGGCGCCGUUUUGGUGGCAGUACCUGUGCCAGCAGAAGUAGAUCAGUUCAUAGAGAUGAUGGGGUGCUUUAAUCUAUUUGAUAUAGGUCCACACUGCAUUGCAAGAAAAAGAAGAAGUUUUGAUAGGAGGCUUGUAUAUGAUUCUGCCAGGCUAAUUAUAUUACAAACGCUUGACAAUACUUCCAGAGAUUACUCUGGCCUCGGCCCGAAAGCGGCCAACAUAAGGGGCUUUAAUAACCUGAUUUGGAGACUCAUGAGCGAUGCUGUAUGCUUGUGA